AUGUCGGCUGGAAUCGGCGCCGAGAAUGUCGACCAGGUCUUGAAUGGAGACACCUCUCCCUCGCAACACGCAUCGCAAAGCACACAAAGCGAUUCGCCAGCAGGCAUCAGCCACGACAAGGCGGACGUAGCAGCGGUGAAGGUCUCUAUGGCACCCGCCGAGGAUGUGACGGCGGUGACUUCUGUAGAGGAAUCACCCAGCCCUAUCGUGCCUGGUGCAUUUGGUGCCCCAACUUCCUUUGAGGCACCUUCGUCGUCUUCAACAGCCCCUUUAGGUCCACCCAAGCAGAGCAGUCCCGACGACAAACCGCUUCCGGUCAUCGCGCAAGAUGCUGCCACACACAAUUCACUCGAUACCACGGCAGGAGGGUCACGGCAGCAGCUCCCGCAGCCAUCCUCGCCGGACCCCGAGCUCGCGUCGUCCAUGAUCACAGUUGUCAGCCCAGUCCGCAGAUCCGUCUAUAAGCGCAAGCUCAAAUCCAAGCCAAAAGGGAUCCUCAAGCCCGCGCCUCCUCCGCAGAAGGGCUUCUCCUUCCGCCGCGACAUCCUCCAAAAUAUCAACACUCGCCUCGCCCAACAGGGCGUCAACGUGCAGGUGCCCGUGCCCCAAGGAAGCACAGCGCAAGCGACCGCCAACUACCUCGGCGGCAUGUUUCGAAGGAUAGGCGGCAUGGCUGCCGGUGCGGCUGCCAACGUGAGCGGCUCGAACGCCACUGCCGUUGGUGGCUUCCUCUCAAAUGAUCCUCCGAGCAAGAGCAAUGGCUCUCAAACGUCCAUCUACGAUGGAGCUGUCCACAGCAGAAGCAGUAGCAGCAGCACGACGCUUGCAUCGUCCUCGGCAUCCAUAGCUUCCGCAUCACAAGCAACCGAGUCGGAAAACGGAUCAGCAAAUCCAUUGGUCAAGACAACAGUAGCUGCUUCCACAACAUCAGCCGCGCCACUCAAAAAGGUGCAGUUUCAAGUGUCACACAUGACCGUCACCUAUCCCAUCGUCGGUGCAGGAACCCCAGAGGACGAAGACCUGACCCGUCUACGCAUCGAACGAGAGCAUCGUCGAAUGCUCAAGGCCCGCAGAGGAAAGCCAUGGACACCCGAAGAACUCGAGGCGCUCUACCGUGAAUGCUGUCGAACACGCGAAGAGCAUCCACUCAAGAAGAUGCGACUCGUCUUCCAAGAGGCUGCGCAGUCCGCUCCACCCGCACUCAAGACCAUGGAUCUCUCCUUUGUCCCACUCGAUCGGCACGCAGUCGAGCCCAUCGCAGACCUGCUCAGUGUCGACUUUGGUCUCAACAAGCUGGUGCUCGAGAACUGCGCGCUCACGGAUGACACCGUCAAGUCGAUAUUGCACGCUCUACUUGUCUCGGGUACGUUGCCCAACCUCAGCCUAGCUAGCAACCGCAAGAUUCGAUUCCGCGGUUGGCGCUUCGUUGCCAUCUUCAUGCGCCGUGCACGUGCGUUGCGCUAUCUCGACUUGUCAGAGAACUCGAUAGACCGCAUGUCGCUCGAGCACCUUCUAGCUGUCGUCGCAAAGCCGCCAGCUGCCGUGACACAUCAACGAAUGCCAGUCAAGCCCUCCGCUGCCAGUGCCAAGGCGGAUGCAAAUGGCACGAGCAAGCCGGAAGAUCCUCAGGAAACGGAUCAAAAUGACGACAACAGCGACGACGAGUUCUUUGAUGACUCGGGCGAGCCGCUCAUGCCGACUGCGCCGUUACUCAGGGAUGUCUCGGACGAUCCGGAUCCGCCAUCUUCGGCCAUCAUCUCGCUUCGACUCGAGAAUUGCGGUCUCAAGGCCGCUUCGCUCGAGCUGCUAUCUCAGACAGUGCGGUACUCUGACAUUCGUCAUCUCUCGCUGCGUCGAAACAAGAUCGGUCAGCUCGCUUCUGUCGCAUUGGCGAUCAUGCUGAAAGACUAUCCGGAUAGUGUCGGAGCCUUGGAACCCAUCACCACCAGCGCAACGGCCCAGGGCACGAACUCGUACUUCGAUCCAGCGGUGGCACCCGACCGCGCCGCCGCGGACGGACAGGACCGCAGCGGACGAACUCUACGACCCAGCGAUGCACAAUCGACGCCCGAGCGUCGACAGCGCAGCUACUCGCCCGGUCUACCCGAGGUGCCUGUCAUCGUCUCCAGCCCAGGUGGCGGCAUCACCUCACGCAAGAUGCCACCCGCGCAGCCCGACGUCAACGGAGCUCACACCGAGCAGCUUCAAGACGCCAUGCAGACCCAGCUCGCCGGCGCCACCAGUCCGCUGCCCACCCCGCAGCUCAAUCCUCCACCCAAUCUCACCGAAGCCGAGGCCGUGUCGCUGUACCAAGCCAAACGGGCGCGUCGCAUCCUCGCUGACUACCCUCGCGUCGGCAACCUGCUCACCCUCGAUCUCAAAUCCAACGACAUCCGCGGCGGCGUAGUCUACCUUGCGCAGGUGCUCAAAAAGAACCGCACUCUUCGCGUCCUCAACCUGUCGGACAACAACAUCGAAGUCCCCGGUCUGGUCUCCAUCGCUGAAGCCCUCAAGUACAACUCCACUCUGGAAACCCUCGACCUCUCACACAACCCUUGCGCAGGCCCUUCGCUGGAAGGCAUCACCACCCUCCGAACAGCCUUCGCGCUCAACUCGAACCUCAAGCGUCUCUUCCUCAACGACACCGACUUGACCUCUGAAGCAGCGAUCGCAUUGGCCGAAUUCCUACCCGAAGCGCGCAGCCUGAUCCACCUGGACCUAGCCGAGAAUGCGAUCGACAUCGCUGGCGUCCUUGCCCUCGCUGUUUCCCUGAGGAUGAACCGCAGUCUCCGAUGUUUGGACCUCAACAUCCCACCGAACAACCCGGAUUUCGCGCGGUUGUCGCAGGAGAUCCUGCAAUCGUGCGUACGCAAUACGGAGCUAGCGCAGCAGCGAGCUACGAAAAAGGGACUCAAGCAGCCGGUGGCAGCGCCGAUUUACAAGUCGGUCGUAGCGAGGGCGGCGCGGGAGGCGGAAGAGCGGGUCAAGGCGGCUCAAGUCGCAAAGGACGCUGCGGCGAAGGAUCGGGUGGCGGUGGAGGAGCUGCUGGCUGCGGCGAGUGAGUGUCGCAAGGUGCUCGCGGAGCUUCUGGUAGGCGAGGAGGCACGGCAACGGGAGAAGCCUGAAGAGACGCCACCUGCACGAGGCGAGUUUGUUGGUGAUCUCACGAGGCAGAGUGCCAAACUGAGGCGCCGGCUUGCGAGCCUUGCGUCUACGACAGAAGAAGAGGGUUUGUUGGGGAGGAUUCUGACGCUGCACGAUGAGCUGGGCGAGGUGUCGGUGCGAUUGGAGACGAUGUACCGUUCUGCUGGGCCGGUUGACAGUGCGGAAGGAUCAACGAGCGUGCACCUUCAGACGCCCGAGCUGGAAUCUGGUCUCGCCUCGCCGGCGUUCAGCAUCGCCGACUCGGACGGGAGCGACAACGACGAGGCUGGUACCCGACGACGCCAGCCAGGGCAGGACGCGCCCCUGUCAGGACUCAUGGCCGGACUGCACAUCCAAACGUCCAAUUUGGCGCUCGAGGAAACGUCUGCGGAUCGAGAAGACCCGGUAGAGGCAGAGGAGAGGCUGCCGCCCCGAUCGCCCACGGAAAAUUUGGCGAAAGGCCAAUUGAGCGAGGAGGCGGAGCUGUUCCGGAAGGCGAGGAGUUUGGGCCUGGAUGGGGAGGAUAGCGACGAGGCGACGGACUCGGCAGAGGCACCUGUCGGCAGUGACGCGCAGGCACAGCUGGCAACCACGACUUCGGACACUCAGACGAGCCCGUCGACAGAGGCGUCACUGCAAGCAGUGGUGCACGACGCAGACCGCACGGGCGAACAGCUGCGCGCCGACCUGCUCAAGGCAGACGUCCCACCAAAGUCUGCCUCCUCCAGCCCCGUCACUCCCACCAAAGAGGAUGCGGAAGACGAGACUGGCAGCUAG
This is a messenger RNA of Kalmanozyma brasiliensis GHG001, 3921 nucleotides long. RefSeq names its product Leucine-rich repeat. Gene Ontology annotation, molecular function: GTPase activator activity; small GTPase binding. The transcript has a single exon. Gene Ontology annotation, biological process: activation of GTPase activity; nucleocytoplasmic transport. NCBI's taxonomy places the organism in Eukaryota, Fungi, Basidiomycota, Ustilaginomycetes, Ustilaginales. The record is from RefSeq and is a predicted model, not a curated record. The coding region runs from base 1 to 3921 and encodes 1306 amino acids. Gene Ontology annotation, cellular component: cytosol; nucleus; perinuclear region of cytoplasm.